Rattus rattus (black rat) is the source of this 2036-nucleotide messenger RNA. It is a transcript of the gene Cdk10, whose product is annotated as cyclin dependent kinase 10. The coding region runs from base 369 to 1481 and encodes 370 amino acids. Gene Ontology annotation, cellular component: nucleus. Lineage: Eukaryota; Metazoa; Chordata; Mammalia; Rodentia; Muridae. The transcript has 13 exons. Gene Ontology annotation, biological process: regulation of mitotic cell cycle; protein phosphorylation. Gene Ontology annotation, molecular function: ATP binding; cyclin-dependent protein serine/threonine kinase activity. The record is from RefSeq and is a predicted model, not a curated record.
CCGGCUUGGGCAUGGCGGAGGUGGACCUGGAGUCGGAUCAGAUCCGACUGAAGUGUAUCCGUAAGGAAGGUUUCUUCACCGUGCCUCCAGAACACAGGCCUGCAAAAGGAAGUGGAUCAGCUAGCUCCCCUCAGUCUGGAAGCCCUUCCCACAUCUCACAGAUGAUUACCCCUGGAUAGCUUUCCUCACUCUGUGAGUCGGUGUUGGAGGCUGGAUCCUCCUGCACAGAGGUGUUUGUGUCCAUGGCUUGUGGCCAUUUGUCACUAGACAGCAGACAUCUGGAACAUGGGGUGGGAGGGAAUAUGUAGGCCAUCUUCAGUGUGCUUCAGUAUUUCAAAGUAAUUCCAGUGGUAUCCGUCCCCAGAUACAUGGUUGCUUUCUGUUUGGUAAGCAAGAUGCAAGUGAUGUCUCAGUGCCAGAUAUGGGUGAGACACCACUUGUGCUGUAGCUUCCAGAUCCCCACACUGGCUGCCUCUCUCUUCCAGCUGGGAAGAUGCCGAAGCGUUAAGGAGUUCGAGAAGCUGAACCGGAUUGGCGAGGGCACCUAUGGCAUUGUGUAUCGAGCCCGGGAUACGCAGACGGAUGAAAUUGUUGCCCUGAAGAAGGUGCGGAUGGACAAAGAGAAAGAUGGCAUCCCCAUCAGCAGCCUGCGUGAAAUCACACUGCUCCUGCGUCUCCGCCAUCCCAACAUUGUGGAGCUGAAGGAGGUGGUUGUGGGCAACCACCUGGAGAGCAUCUUUCUGGUCAUGGGUUACUGUGAACAAGAUCUGGCCAGCCUAUUGGAAAAUAUGCCAACGCCCUUCUCGGAGGCCCAGGUUAAGUGCAUCCUGCUGCAAGUGCUUCGAGGCCUUCAGUACCUGCACCGGAGCUUCAUCAUCCACAGGGACCUGAAGGUGUCCAACUUGCUCAUGACAGAUAAGGGGUGUGUGAAGACAGCCGAUUUCGGCCUGGCUCGGGCCUAUGGUGUUCCAGUAAAGCCAAUGACUCCCAAGGUUGUUACCCUCUGGUACCGAGCCCCAGAGCUGCUGCUUGGAACUACUACCCAGACUACCAGCAUCGACAUGUGGGCUGUUGGCUGCAUCCUGGCAGAGCUGCUGGCCCAUAAGCCCCUUCUCCCUGGCACUUCCGAGAUCCACCAGAUCGACUUGAUCGUACAGCUGUUGGGGACACCGAGUGAGAAUAUCUGGCCGGGUUUCUCCAAGCUGCCCCUGGCCGGCCAGUACAGCCUGAGGAAACAGCCCUACAACAACCUCAAGCACAAGUUCCCGUGGCUCUCAGAGGCCGGACUUCGCCUGCUCAACUUCCUCUUCAUGUAUGACCCUAAGAAAAGGGCAACAGCAGGAGACUGCCUGGAGAGUUCCUACUUCAAGGAGAAGCCCCUACCCUGCGAGCCGGAGCUCAUGCCUACCUUCCCCCACCACCGUAACAAGCGUGCUGCCCCAGCUGCCACUGAGGGGCAGAGCAAACGAUGCCGGCCCUGAAUGAGCCCAGCCCACCCUUCCACAUCCUCAUGGAUCAUCAGCCAACGACUGGGGGGGGGGGCCCUCCAGGCCAACAGGCCCUUGCCUCUUCCAAUUGGCCAGCCUCUUCAGCUGACUCCUCCCUGACAUGGACAGGGAGGUUGCUGACUGGGGUACCCAGGAUAGACCUGUUGUAGCACCAUCUGGUGGCCUAUCUUGUCUAUCAGUGAAGCCUGGCUUCUUGGGGGACAGAGCUGGUGCUGAGAGGCCUAAGGGCCCCAGUCAGUAUGUGUUGGAACUGGAGCUGGGCACCAGCCUGGAAUGAACAGGCCCAGGAGAUCAUAACUGUUCUUGCUUGGCGACUAGGAGCCGCCCAGGACAGAUAAGCUAUAGUGGCCCUGGCAGGGUUGAUGGGGCUUCAGGUGGGAAGGAGGGAGCAGGUGUCAGUUGGGAUAGAAUACUUUGACAACUGUCAGAAUGAAAGCUUUCAGUGGGUGUGGCUGGCACUGGUGCCCAGGGAGAGAAUGGGUGGACUGCUUUUCCCGGGGAGGAGAGAUAAAAAGCUUUUCCAGUAGA